AUGAAGCGCCGGGCUGUACCAACCGCGGCCGCGGGGGAGCACGGCCCUCGCGCGCGCCUCACCCUCGCCGUGCCGACCCCGCGGCCGCGGGCGCCCCGGCAGCGCCCGGGCGCAGGCGACUCAGACCCGGUCGCGGAGCCGGCCGACCCGCGGCGGAGUGGGCGCGGCGCGCCCGCAGCAGGGCCGCCCCCCCAGCCGCCCCUCCCGCGCCACACCGUGGAGUCGCCCCUCCCGGUGGGCGCGGCGGGCCGAGCUGCGCGCAGGCGCGGCGGCGCGCGGCGCGGGGUGACCCUCCGCAAGGCCUGCUCCAUCCAGGACGAGCUGCAGGCCGGCGAGCGCGUCCGCGGCGGCGAGCGGCAGGCCAGCGUGUGCCGCGCCUUCGGCGUGCCGGGCGGCACCCUGCGCGGCUGGCUCAAGGACGAGGCGAAGCUGCGCUGGUUCCUGCAGCAGCUGGGCGGCGAGGGGGGCACGCAGCGCAAGAAGAUGCGGCUGGCCAACGAGGAGGCGAUUGACCGCGCCGUGUACGCCCGGUUCCUGGCGCUGCGCGGCCACGGCGUGCCGUCCGGCCCUGCCGUCCAGGCGCAGGCCGAGGCCUUGGCGCGCCAGAUCCACGGCCCCGCGUGCACCUUCAAGGCCAGCCACGGCUGGUCCUGGCGCUGGCAGAAGCGCCACGGCGUCUGCAGCCAGAGCCCGCCCGCCCCUGCGCCCCGCCCCGCCGAAGGCGCCUAUGGCCACGAGCAGAUCUACAGCGCGGAUGUCACAGGCCUCUCCUGGAGGCUGCUGCCCGAGCAGGCCGCGCCCCCGGGUGAGAGGGUGACCGUGCUGCUGCCGGCCAACCUCACGGGCAGCCACAAGCUGAAGCCGCUGGUCAUCGGGCGGCUCGCCGACCCGCCCAGCCUGCGCCGCCGCAACCAGGACAAGCUGCCGGCCUUCUCCCGCUACAGCCCGGGCGCGUGGCUCUGCCGCCCGCUGCUGCGCGGCUGGUUCUUCGAGGAGUUCGUGCCCGGAGCCAGGCGCUACGUGCGCUGCAGCCGCCUGCAGCAGCGGGCGGUGCUGCUCGUGUCCCAGCCGCCCUCCUCCUGGCUGUCCCUGCUGGACGACGGCGAGGAGGCGGCGGCCAGGCCGUGCCGGCCGCCCGGGCCGCUACAAACCCCCGGUGGCGCGGUGGCCGCCUUUAAGCGGCUGUACAAGCGCGAGCUGCUGUGGCUGGCCAUGUUCUGGCCGCUGGACUUGUCGCGCAGCUUCAUGCUCAAGGACAUGCUGUACCUGGCCGGCCUCUCCUGGGACCUGGUGCAGGUGAGCAGCAUCGCGCGCUGCUGCCUGCUGGACCUGAGCACCGGCCUCGAGCCGAGCCAGCAGCCCGCGCGCCACGCCGAGGAGGCGGCCGAGCGGAGCCGCGUGCUCAGCGACCUCAUGCACCUGGCGGCGCUGGCUAGCCUGGCGCCCGAGGAGGUGGCUCAAUGGCUGCACCUGGACGAUGGGCCGCCAGGCACUUGCUGGCCACAGGCGGACCACACCGCCCCCCCCCCCCCCCCGGCAGCCCUGGCUGACUUUCGGGGCGGGGAGCAGGGCCAGGAGGCCGCUGAGGUUGAGCAGGAGCCCGGAGGAGGGGGAGGUGGUGCCUCUGUGCCCACUGCAGGGGAGGCCGUCCGGGGGCUGGAGAGCCAGCACCCCAGUGAGGUGGGGCCGCUGCGAUGGUGCAGCUGUGCUCACUGAUCGGGGUGGCCGCAGGCUUCCAGCGACAGUGGUGUGUGACCCAGCUGCCGCCCUGCUCUGAGAAGGGCUCUGUGGGGAGGGUCCCCUAGCCCCCAGUGCCUCGGGGCUGCUGGCUGUGGCUACCGUAGGAGGCGCUGGGCAGACGCUGAGCCUGCGGUUGAGGAACUGGGUGGCACAGCCGAAUGGACUGACCUGCUAGGACCCCCAGGAUGUGGGGCUGCUUUCUUGGGCCGUGCUGCAGAGCCUGGGGACCCAGGCCCCUGGAAGGUCAUUCGGCAGGGCAGGGGCCAGCUCCCUGGGGGGUUGGGCUGUUUUAGGAAGCAGCAGCACGCUCACCCCACCAGCAUCCCCCUGGGGGCGCGCGCACACACAUACCCAGGAAGCCCUGGCCAUGGCUGGCAGACACCCAGCUGGGCUUGGGAGAACUGAAAAGUUGGGGCAGGGCCUUAGCAGCACAGGACGUGGGCCUUGCUCCUGGACAGAGGGCAGAGAGGCUGACCAUGCGUUUCAUAAAGCAUCCUUACUUUCAAGCUUUUUGAAGAUUUGCUUUAUUUGAGAGGUCUUCACCCAUUUCAGUCCCCAUGUGGCUGCAAUGGCCAGAGCUGGGCUAGUCCACAGCCAGAAGCUUCUUGGCCCGCCACAUGGGUGCGGGGGCCUGAGGACCUGAACCAGCGUCCGCUAGUUGCCCAGGCCACAAGCGUGCAGCUGGAAGGGAAGUGGGGCAGCUAGCACAUGAACGGGCACCACAGACAAACUCAGCCCACGGCACUGGCCCUAAGCUCCUACUUCCCUCCUGAGAGGUUGGAUGUGGCCCUUGCUAAGUACCCCUACCUUGAACUUGCAAUCCCUGCCAGAAGGGCAGACAAGGAUGGGGAGUGGGCGGGGCAAGAAACAGACGCAGCACGGCCUGCCAGGGUUAACCUCUAGCAAGGGGCUGGUAAUGGCUCCUGUGCUGUGACUGCCAACUGCCCACCGGUCCUGACUGCCCAGGCCAGCUGAAGGGGCCCAGGGGAAGCAUCAGCAGUCCUGAAGGCUGCAGGUAGGGGUGGGGGAGAGUAGGGAGCAAGGGGUCCUGCAAGGGACUCGGACCCUCCACCCCCAGGGGCCCCAGAGCUCUGGCCUGCACACCACAGCAUCGCACCACCUCAAUUCAUGGCGUCCCUGACCAUUGGGAUGCACCUGGUGGCCUUGCUGGGCUCGGGGUCUGAGGGAGAGAGACC
Ochotona curzoniae (black-lipped pika) is the source of this 2936-nucleotide messenger RNA. RefSeq names its product tigger transposable element derived 5 (gene TIGD5). The record is from RefSeq and is a predicted model, not a curated record. Gene Ontology annotation, molecular function: DNA binding. NCBI's taxonomy places the organism in Eukaryota, Metazoa, Chordata, Mammalia, Lagomorpha, Ochotonidae. Gene Ontology annotation, cellular component: nucleus.